UCCGCACUAACUGCUAAUGAGCUCUGGAGUGCCCGUCCCAGCUGCGCGAGCUCGUCCUCCGAGACCUCCUCUGCUCCCACCGCGUGCCUUUGAAAAUGUGGCGAACAGCUCGAGACUGGCCACUUCACGUGUGUUUGUCGACAGCACCUUUAGGCCAAUGUCUGUUUUGAACGAUCGAGUCGGAAAUGCUUUGAAUGAAACAAGAAUGGAUCAUUCGCCAGUAUUACCUCUUGAUAGCUUUGGGAAUGUAAUGAUGUUCCUGUUCAACAUAGCUUUAGCUACGGCGAUAAUAUUUCUUAACCUUUCGGUGUUUAUUUCUAUUAUGGUUAACAAGUGUUUACGUAGCGAAAACCAAUUUAUGUACAUGCUCAGUACGUGUUUCAGUGACAUCUGUUCGGGCGUUUCUUAUUACUAUGUCGGCGUACUCGACGUCAGAGACAGCUAUGAUUCUCCGAAAAGAACUUUCUAUAUCGCACCGACAUUCCUGGGGCUGUCUUACAUGGCUAUUUUAGCGGCACAAGCCGACAGAUACCAUGCCGUUAGCGCACCUUUCAAAUACUCGCAGAGAAUGACCCGCAACCGAACUCUGUUAGUCAUUUUAGCGUACUGGAUUUACGCCUUCGUCAUCGUAGGUGUGAACAACCUUGUGACUGUAGGGGUCGCAAAAAGGGUCACUGGCAUCGGAACGUUUGUGGGAAACAUUUUCACCGUUGUCAUAAUGAUAGGGCUCAACAUCAGGUUGUUCUUAAUCGCAAAGUACCACCUGGAGAGGGACCCGCCGUCCGUGGAGAGAGAAAACAAGCGUUCGUCAGUUUAUCUCAUCAUUUUGGUGGCUGUGUUUUUCUUAGGCGCCUGGUUACCGAUUUUCAUUCACAUUAUAUUGUGUAACUUUGUCGGAACCACCUGCUACACUUUCAAAAACGAGGGCACGGACCCUCUGCGAAUUUUGCCCCGAAUAAACGCAGUUCUCACGCCAGUACUGUACGUUCGAGGCUGCACGCCGCUGAGAGAAACGCUAUUUGGAAAAGUCUGGAAAAAGUGCUCCACAAAACGAAGGGUCAUCCCUGUAGCAGGAAGGCCAGGCCAGGGGCUUCACGGCCGUCUGGUUACUGUUCUGUUCAAAUGGUGACCACGUUCUGAAGGAGCUCCUCAAUCCUGGGGAAUUCUGGGAUUGAUAAGGUGCUGAAGUACACGUUUGCAUGGAAUAUGCCGUAUGUUCCUUGCCAGGAACAAUUGUUUUAAAAGGACUAAUUUACGGUCACCUAUUUAAAAUAAAUCAUACGCCACAAUUAGUAUAAUUGUAGCUUUCAUAAAAAUGUGUGUGUGCUAUUCUGGGUGUCAAUUUAAUAUGUCUCCCAAAUUUUUCUGAAAAUGUUUCCUAUCAUUACAUUUUUAAAAUGUAACAUAUAAGAAUAACACAGAUAAAUUAAAUGGUAAGCCAAUUUCUUGUUCUAUAUAUGGACAUACUUUGUAUGUAUAUGUAUAUGUAUCCAAUUUUUUGUGUGUGACAAUAAUAUUAUCUUGUCCAAGGCAACACAUGCAUUUUGAUUGCAGAGCAUUUUUCUGCUGACAGGUAAUAUUUCAAAGGAGUCAUUGCCAUUAAAUUUGAGUGUGGAACAUGAUAUCAAGAGCAUGGACAGUUUGAAUGCAUCCGGGUCUAUGGAAAAUCAUAUCCAGAGCAUGAACCAUUCUAAUACUUUAGAUCUCAAUUAUUAUUUUGUGUUCUGUUGAUGCUGAACUUUGAUUUAAACGCAUUGUCUACUUUGGCCAUUGACUCUCAUGGUAGCUGCAUGCAUUACCCCACAGCUGUCCUCUCUUUAAAGCCAUUUUUACUCUUUUUCUGUGUUGUACAUCAGUCAGCACUCCAUAAGCUUCAAUGUAAUUGAUCAAUUUGAUUGAUUAUACAAACAUGUAUGUUGAAAAUAAAACCUACAAUAUAUUUAGACAUGUAAUUUUCAAUCUAAUUCUGUAUGCCUUCUCUGAAGAUGUGGGUAUAGUAUCUCCAGAAUUUACAAAAACUGCUAGAGAAUUUUAGAGAAACAAAAAACCUGUUUAAAAUAUCAUGCUUUACAGACGCCUGUCGAUUAGAUUUAUAAAUAACUUUUUAUUCAAAAUGUUGCUGCAAUGUGAGAAAACAGUACUGUAAUUCACUUACCGUGCAUCCCGCACGUGGGUGG
Messenger RNA from Anguilla anguilla (European eel), 2177 nucleotides. RefSeq names its product adenosine receptor A2a-like. The transcript is spliced from 2 exons. Bases 17 to 1129 code for a protein of 370 amino acids. Gene Ontology annotation, cellular component: membrane. Gene Ontology annotation, molecular function: G protein-coupled receptor activity. Gene Ontology annotation, biological process: G protein-coupled receptor signaling pathway. Lineage: Eukaryota; Metazoa; Chordata; Actinopteri; Anguilliformes; Anguillidae. The record is from RefSeq and is a predicted model, not a curated record.